AUGGAGCAAGAAAUCGACCAACGGGAACUACUCGCAUGGGAAUCCGAAUCCAUCACUGACUUACCUUCGGCAUCCACGCUUAGUUUUCAGGACAAGGUCUAUCUUAUAGCUAGACAUAGGCUUCUAGAACGUCAACUGAACCCUUCGCCUGAAUCCCAAACUGAGGUUACCCCUGAGCAUGAGCCGAACGUAGACCCUCAGGUGAAGAUGUCUAUGCUCCGAGUCACGGCGAUGGGCAAACUUCACCUCGAGAGUUUCACCGCGCCCUUGCCACCUGACUACUCCCUAGAGUCUUUCCGCGCCCUCCUCGAGGAAGUAGCUGAGCCCUAUACUAGUAUGGGAAUCUCGAACCGUGAAAUAUUCGACGAUGAUCUUUAUCGUACGUCGGACGAUAGUGGGACACAUUUCUUGAACGAAUCUGAAGAAGACGCGUGGGAUCGGUCAUGGCGAUUAAGGUCAGAACUUAGUAAUGAGCAGCUCGCGAGCUGGUCUUAUAGACUUUCAGAUGCCCCUGGCAAUCAUGUUCAGAAGUCGGCAAGACUCUAUACAGAUUGGCUCUGUGUCGACACCGAAGAACAAUAUGAAAAAAUGUCUUUAUCAAUCAAGGAACGCAAUCUUUCUGCUGUUUUCAUCCGCACUUGGAAGAUCGACGAAGCGAAGCGCGUAGCUCGGGCAAAUGAAGCCAAACGCAAAUCCUCACAUCAAGGUAGCCCCCCUCCAAACAAACACUCGACUCAAGGCAGUAGCACACGGGGAGAUUAUUCGGUAUCGAUGAACCAAUCAUUGGCUCCGAAUGAAGAAAGGAGGCUCCAGGAUUUUGAUAAUAUGGAAGUGGAUAUCCUUUCUGAAUCUAAAGUACGAAAACGAUAG
This is a messenger RNA of Daldinia childiae, 870 nucleotides long. RefSeq lists its product as uncharacterized. NCBI's taxonomy places the organism in Eukaryota, Fungi, Ascomycota, Sordariomycetes, Xylariales, Hypoxylaceae. The record is from RefSeq and is a predicted model, not a curated record. The transcript has 3 exons. Bases 1 to 870 code for a protein of 289 amino acids.